This is a messenger RNA of Prunus dulcis (almond), 2987 nucleotides long. RefSeq lists its product as uncharacterized. Bases 110 to 2722 code for a protein of 870 amino acids. The transcript is spliced from 7 exons. The record is from RefSeq and is a predicted model, not a curated record. Lineage: Eukaryota; Viridiplantae; Streptophyta; Magnoliopsida; Rosales; Rosaceae.
UCUUGAACCAAAAGAAAGACGAAAAAAGAAAAAAGAAAAAAAAAAACAGAAAAGAAAAUCCCCUCCUUCUAUCUCGCUCCCUUCGCUGCGAACGCCUCAGUGAUCAGAGAUGGCAAAUGACAUGUUGAAACAUGGAGAUGAUCCCUCUGGCUCUACUUCACCAUUACAAUGGCUUAAGGAAAGUGAAAUCCCUGUUAAAAACGACGAAGUUGCUAACUUCAUGGGGACUCUCAACAAUCGUAAUGCUUCUGGAGUUGAUGAUAUAACCAUGCCAUGUACCACAACACCGUUUUCUCUUUUUCCUUUUGGAGACAUGUAUGGAAUGACUAACUCUUAUGCCAUGGAAAUGCCGCUGACUGGUAUAAAUUUAAUGACUGAUGUCACUCCAUUCAGCAACUCUCAGAAUCCAUUUUUUGACUAUGAUUCUGUAUACGCGGAGGGUCAUACACCGGUCCUACCAAGCCCAGUUUCAAAUUUUCUUGGUUUGGAAGGGAAAAAAACUGAAUUUAGUCAAUAUCACACCCUUGAUUAUUCAGUGCCUCCUGAUAAUGUGGUCAGUGCUACGUCUGAUGUCCACAUUAUUCAAAAUUCUUAUUUUGACAGGAAAUUAGUAACUGCUAAAGGAAAUUCAGCUGCAGCCUUAGAAAGUAUCCAGCGGAGUGAAGAACUAAAUAGUAAUACAGGUAGGCCUCAGCUAUUAAGAAAUUUCAUAAGUGAUGGAGUUAGCAAUACUGUGCCAUGCCAUGCCAUAGAUGGCGUAGACAUUGCACUAAAUAAAAAUUUCAUGGCAAGUGAAGUUCAAGAGGAUUGUCCAGACAAAUUUGAUGCGAGUCUCCUAACCCUGGGAAUUGGCACGAAGACGGAGGAUUUAUCUAAAUCUAAUAGAUCAGGAAUAAAUGUCACUAAUAAUUUUGGAAGGGUUCCCCUUCCUCAACCAAAUACUUUCUAUGGUCGAAAAGAAGACAGAGGUUCCUUGAAUCCUUCCUCUGAUGUAGCUGCUGGUUUCCCUUGUCUUCAGAACAAUGUGGGUGGAUUUGCUGUGAUGAAAAACAACAUGCCACAAGAUGAUGACCAACAUCAUUUUCUUAUGCCGGGAAACAGGAAUGUUUGUCUUGGCGUUGAGGGGAACUGGGAUACAAGAUCUGCAUAUAUUGAUCCACCUAAUGACAGUUUUCAGUACAGCCCUGCUGUAUCUUUCAUACCAGUUGGUAGCAGCUUAGCUGAGCUCCCUGAUUCCGGAUGGAGCAGGGCAAAUGGGUUGGCAUUAUCACCUUCUUCGAGUACAAGUACUUGUCUGACUGUAUCUGAAACUUCCAGGAACCUCUUUUCUGAUUCAUCCAUGGUUUUUCCUCCUAUUUGUGUCACACGAAGCACUUCCCUGCACGAUGAGUUCGGGAAGCUUUCCACAGCUAACCAGGGUAUUGCUGCACAAGUUGCUGAAAGAGGUCAUGUUCCAGGGAAAUUCUGGUUUAGCCAGCUACCUAGUAAUUCUUGUCAACGUCAAGUCAUUGGUGCUGUUCAGUCUUCUACAGACCUUUCUAGAUCCAUGAUGACUGGUGAAGAAGUUCCAAUUACCAAACUUAAUAGGAAUGUUCAGGGUUCUAGUGCUUUGGUUGGAACAUCUCUUAAGAGGGUUGCGGAAGAACCCCCAGAAGCGGCUUCCCAAGCACACAAAAAGAGAAGAGCCCAAUCUUCUGUUGGUCCAUUUGCUCCAAAUUUGCCCCUGCUUGUUCCAUCACUACAUUUAUCCAACGCAUCUAAUUUGACAGUCCCAGGUCCUACUGCUCCUUCUCUCCCACACCAAGUCAAAAGUACUGCAUUACUCCCACCCCUACCCCAGACCAGUCAGUCUCUCCCACUCCAAGGCAAAGGUACUGCAUCACUCCAACCCGUAUCUGAGAAUGCUCCCUCUCUCCCAACCCUAGUUAGGCGUACUGCUGUACUCCCACCCUUGUCCCAGAUUGCUCCCUCUCUCCCAUCCCAAGCCAAAACUAUUGCAUCACACCAACCCCUACCCAAGACUGCUUCAUAUCUCAGACUCAAAGGCAGUACUGCGUCACUCCCAUCCGUAUCCCAGAAUGCUCGCUCCCUCUCAUCAAUGCACCAAAUUGUUCCUCCAGUCCCAUCUGAAGCCAAAACCACUCAAUCACACCCACCCCUACCCCAGGCUGCUCCAAAUCUCAGAUCCAGAGCCAGAAGUAUUACGUCACUCCCAACCCUAUCCCAGAAUGCUCCCUCUCUCACACCCCUGCCCCGAAUGGCUCCUCCACUCUCAUCCCAACCCUCGAGUGCUCCACCACUCCCACAGAAAAUUUGGACUGCUAAACCUCUUCCAGAGAAAUCUCAGACUGCUUCACCACUCCCAGCAAAAUCUCAGACAGCUUCACCACUCCCAGCAAAAUCUCAGACAGCUUCACCGCUCCAUUUGUCUCCCCAGAUUGCUCCACCUCUCCCAUCCCAGCCCCAGACUGCUUCAACUUUCCAUAUAAAAUGGCAAGGUUUUGGUCAAACUCAAACUCAGCCAAUUGGGCACAAGUGUUUGAUAUGCAAGAGGGAUCUUUCCUUCACACCGGAAGGCCCUGUUUUCGUGCCAGCUAUUCGACCAGUUGUUGCUGUUCUACCGUGUGGCCACACCUUUCAUGACCACUGCUUGAGGCUUAUCACCCCUGAAGAGGAAGUGAAAAAUCCUCCGUGCAUUCCUUGUGCCAUCGGUGAGAGUUGAAUCUAGGAUUGGUUCAACAUGUUGAAUCCUUCAUGCCUUCCUUGUGCAUUAGUUUUUCAAAUAUAUAAUCCGGUUUUCUUACGGCUGAAGUGGUGAUUUGGUCCAUAAAUAUAUAGAUCAUUAAAAGUUGUACAUAGCAAACCCAUUUCCUGAAUAUGGAUCGUACUUCUGCAUGCUGUGCUUUUGCCAUUGUAUGAACCUAAAGUUUUCGUCAUAUCCUGCCACCACAGGGUUCUAAAAUUUAAAGUUUUAGGGCUAAGUAUUA